GUUUCCUUUAAGAGGCUGAGUCAGAGACAGACUGAGUAGAGUAGAGAGGUUGCUGGAGCAGUGUAGCUGAACGUUUAACACGUGGACUUACUUGGGAGGAAUGACUCUUCAACCUACAAGCAUCCCAGACUUCAGCACUACAGCUUUACAUGGAGACCAAAACAACACCAAUGGCAGCCUUUGUCCUGAUCCGGAUUCCUGGGAAUGGCUCAACACCAGGCAGCCAGUGUACAUCCUGCUCAUCACGGUGCUGGGGAUCGUGUUUAAUGUGUUUGUCCUGAUGGUUUUCUGCCUUCAUAAGAAGGCCUGCACUGUGGCUGAGAUCUACUUGAGUAACCUGGCUGCUGCUGACAUUGUCCUGGUGUCCUGUUUGCCUUUCUGGGCUGUCAAUGUAGCCAAUGGUUUCAACUGGCCUUUUGGUCUGUUCUUGUGCAAAGUCGUCAACCUGGGCAUUAAAAUGAAUGCCUACUGCAGCAUCUAUUUCCUUGUUUUGAUCAGCAUAGAUCGCUAUGUGGCACUGGUGCAUACAAUGUCCCAUGGCAGGAUGCGUAGGCCAAAAUAUGCCAAACUGGGCUGUCUGCUGAUGUGGGGUUUUGGCUUGCUCCUGAGUGUCCCCGCGCUCAUUUUCAGGGAAGUGAAAUAUUUUCCCGAGUACGAUGUAAAUGCAUGCUUUCUAGACUACCCAAACCACACUGUAGAGCUGCUCUGUGAUGGGAUGUUGAUUGUUUUUAGCUUUAUCAUCCCAUUUUCGAUUAUCUUAUACUGCACUGUCAAGAUUAUUCAGGCUUUGAAGAUCCAGGCAAUAGAGAGGUUCAAUGCUGAGAAAACAGAGCAGAGGGCCACCACUCUGGUGCUGGUGGUCCUCCUGGCAUUCAUGAUCUGCUGGGUGCCGUUUCACGUGGUCACCACACUAGACGUGCUCUUACGAGCUGAUGUCCUGGGAGGGUGUCACGUCAUCACUGUCCUAGAGAUCUGCAACCAGAUCUUCACCUACUUAGCCUUCUUCAACAGUGUUCUCAACCCCAUCCUCUAUGUCAUCGUAGGAAAGAAUUUCCGGAAAAAAGUUCGGGAAGUCUUCAAGCAGUGGAGCAUUAAGAGAACAGUGACCUCGGAAUCUACACGUUCACUGUCCUCUACACUGAAGACUUUGGUUUAAAAUACUGAUCCUCUUACGUCAAUGGAUGAAACAAUAAUUUGUUGUAGAUGUAAUUGUGUAGUAAUUCCGUCUCGUCAACAUACAAGGCUUGAAUUAAUCUUUCCUCCUGAAAAAGGUGUUACAGAUAGCUAACAAGUGUUAUUGUGUCUCAACCAUGUUAAAUAAUUAUGUAAUUUAUUUUUUCACUUUUAUAACAGUUUGACCACAUGGUGUAACUUAAAUCUAGCCUCUUGUUACAAACAUUGGUAUCAGUAUCUUGAAUGUACAGAUGUUGCAAAUUAAAUCAGCCUGGUUGCUGCAAAAUAAUGUAUGUAAAUACAGUUUUCAUAUUCUGUCUUGUAUUGCUAAUAACUCAGAUUAUAAAUAAUACCAGUAUUAGUUUUUCUCUGUACACAACCAUCAAAUAAAACAUACAUAUUGUUUUAUA
Messenger RNA from Micropterus salmoides (largemouth bass), 1583 nucleotides. Its product is annotated as B2 bradykinin receptor-like. Gene Ontology annotation, molecular function: bradykinin receptor activity. Gene Ontology annotation, cellular component: membrane. Bases 101 to 1156 code for a protein of 351 amino acids. Gene Ontology annotation, biological process: immune response; smooth muscle contraction; neutrophil chemotaxis. The record is from RefSeq and is a predicted model, not a curated record. Lineage: Eukaryota; Metazoa; Chordata; Actinopteri; Centrarchiformes; Centrarchidae. The transcript has 2 exons.